GGGUGUCCAUAUCAGUGAUUAAAUUUCUCUAGUAAAAAUGUAUUAUAUUAUAAUAUAAUAUAAUUGAUCGUCAAUACUACAUCGAACACAAAGGCUUGUGAUCGCCAAGGUGAACCAUCGACCAAUCCAUAUUGGAGAUACAAACCGACUGUCUCCUAUUUGCGCUUUGCAUUCUGAAAACGACAAUUCUCCAUUGCCAUGAUAACUCAAGCGAAUGCUUUAUGGAGAGUAUUCGACUAUCGUCGUGAGAACGGCUGCGCGAUUCACCGAGGGCCGCGGAGAUAGAAUGAAACGAACGCGUUCGAAGAGACUGGAUGUUGGAGAAUUCAUCAGAACAUGCCAUACAAGACAGCAUAUCAACGAUUCACCAUUACAUGACAUGGAUAAACAUCCGUGGUUCAUAAUUAAUCAACCAAACGCGCACCUGUUCGGGAAGAAUCGUGUAGUAUUGCUGUCGGUCUGAGCAAUGGCUGCUCCAAGAAGAAUUCAGUUCACCACACUCUCAAGCAAUGCACGCUUUCCUCUUCCCACCGUCCCCAAUGCCAGUGACCAGCCUGUCAAACAGGGUUUACCUGCACCGGCGCCAGCGGUUGGAUCGCCACCACCUCCGCAUCCUGCAACAAGAGUGGAAUUAAAUCUCUUCGAGUCGGAUGAACAACGCUGCCCGGAGUUUAGCUACCCGGAUUUGAUCCGCGCAAAAGAAACCGCUGAGAAAAAGAAACCACAAACAUUAGAUGAAGCGGUGGAGGACAAGGAGAGAGAUGAACUGGAGGCGCUUGCAAAAAAGUUUGACGCAAAAUACGGUGGAGCUGGCAAAAGAAAAAAAGACAGGUUACAGGAUCUGGUGGAUAUGGGCUUUGGUUACGAUGAAUCUGAUUCAUUCAUUGACAACUCUGAGGCUUAUGAUGAGCUUGUCCCAGCUUGUCUCACCACCAGAUACGGAGGCUUCUACAUCAACUCUGGAACUCUGCAGUUCCGGCCAGCCUUUGAUGAAGGAGAGGAGAACGAGAAUGAUUGUGAGGACAGCGGUUUUAAAUCGAAGAAACGAAAGCUUAAGCAAGGAAAAGACAAGAAGAUUGGGAAGAAAAAGAAAGAGGAAGACAUGCUUACUAGGAAGGAAGAGGAGGAAGCCAGAAAAAGCACCCCGCCAGACAAAUCAUCUGCAAAGAAGAAGAAAAACAAGAAGCCGCUAAGUAUCGAUAAGAUGCUGAAGAAGUUCCACAAGGAAAAGCUUCAGCAGCUGCAGAUGUUCAACGCUAGAGAGAGAGAUUGGCAUGCUCUCAAUGGCACCGUGCAAGCUGAGGUUCAAGAACCGCCCAUAUCAGCUGACCCUCUUCUCACACUCAUUGGUUCUGCCAGUGCAGAUGACCUCCUUCAGGCGGUCAAAGCAGCAGAGCAAGACUUUGACUUAGAUAGACUCUUAGGGGAGCCGCAGAACAUCUGUUCUCCGAGCCUAGAAGAUAACGGAGAGGCUCUGGUAGUGUCCGUCACUGAGAAACCCACUUCAUUACUUCCCGAUGGUCUGCCACCUACAUUAGAGCAACACAUUAAGGAACUUUCCCAGGCUGUUAAGGAAAUUGAAGGACAAAACCAGAUGGAAAUUUUUUCUUCAGAACUCAACAGUGUUCUACUAGAUGUGGAGGUGAACUCUAACCAGCUUAGUGGGAAAGUGCGCUCCAGAAUCUUCUCAUACUUGGCAUCACAGCUGUCCUGCAGCAAAGGCACUCUGGUUAAAAGAGCCAAAAAACUCCACAGUCUACAGCAGGAUGAACAGCUGCGGGAGCUGCUGAAGAAGCUAGAGAAUGCGGUUGCCAGGUCCAUGCCAGAACAGAUCACCCGUUUCCAGAAUCACUGCCAAGCUCACUCUGAAGCCAGAGCUGCCAAACUCGAGGCUGAGAAAGAGAGGGGGAUUGAUGGCUCUGAUGAAGAAGAAGAGGAGAGGAGUGGAAAACGAGUGUUUGGACCUCGCAAGAGGUUCAGAUGGAAUGAAGAGAUCAGGGAGUUGCUCUUUGAGAUUGUCAAUUUGAAGAUGAUUAUUUAUGAUUCGGAGUCGCCCACAUGCUCUAGUUUGGAAGAGUAUCUGAAAGCAUUCCUAGAGGCUGAUGUUAAACCACUUUGGCCUAAAGGAUGGAUGCAAUCCAGUUUCUGUCCUGUUCUUAAUAGAAUUCUGCUUAUAGAAACCCGAAAAGCACAUGGCCACAUCACUGGUGUUGUAGCAAGGAAGAAGCCAAUAGGUACAACAAAACUAAAAAAGGUCAGCGCCGCCCCUGAGGACAGUAAGAAUAACCCAGAAAUUCAGGGCUCACCAGCACUGAAACGCAAACGCCUGAGUGUACCUGUGAGCAUGCAACCUGAAGCCACGCUGAGCACCACUGCCAAAACGCCAUCAAACACACAAACAUCUACCACCUUCUCCACCCAUCCAUCUAAUCAGAACCACAAGGAAGGUAACAAGAUUGAGAACCAUCAUACCAGCACUCAGAGAAGUCCAGUGACCGCAGAGGGAGCUGGGUCAGUCCAGAUGAUGUGGACCAGGUCUGUUAUGGAUUCAGAUUCAAAGCGGCUCCAGACUGGAGAGAGGGCGACUCCAAAACUGACGCUGGUGGCGCCACCAGAUGGUGCUGUGGGUGACUGUCCAUCGGUGGUGCAGGGAGUGGCCAGGCUGCUCACUACAACCUCAGUGGGUGACACACCGGUUUCUAUGGCAGCAGCAGCUGGUGAGAUCUCCUGUGGAAACCCAGCGCUUCCCACUCCUUCUCUAUCGCUCCUUCCAUCCUCCUACCCCACCACAGUACAGCUGGGUGUUUUACCCAGCUUUGCCCCCCUGCAUGCUCUCCCGUUCCCUGGGCUCAGCCCUGGCACCAAACUCCCUGGACAGCCUCAGGCCUGCAAUGGAGCUGUUUUUCCUGGCCCAGCAACUGGAACUUUCCAGCAUGGUCUCGCACACGGUAACUCCAUGCUGUGCUCUAGCACGCUUCAUCUUCUGUCUGUCCCCGUUUCUUCUCCUGCUCCUCUUCAUUCUUUAACACCAUGGCUCUUUGGUUUAGAUGGAAGCCAGAUCCACACAGAUGGUCUAAACGCUCGGAGAAAACUACAUUAAUGCCCAUUAGAAUGAAAUGAAAGAUGGCUGAUACCUAAAGCAAACUUUGUUACUUUUCGUAAGAUUAUGAAGACGGAGCUGAUAUGACUGAACAUUGAUUUGAAUUCUAAUUUAAAAGAGCAGAUUAGGAGACAUCUCGUUUGUAUAUUUUAGAAUCAAAUCUCUUUCAAAACGAAUGCUUUUGGAGAAAAAAUGCUUUUGGAAUGAUAUGGAGAGAAAAAACGCACUUAUUGAGAAUGGAUGUAAGGACUAUAAUUUAAGUCUUUUUGUUUUUCACAGUAUUGAUUAUAAUUUGAAUGAUAUGACCAGCCACGUGACCUCAGUGCAGUGAUAUGCACUUGUAAUGCACUUACUUUCAACUUCUAAGGCGGAUACUUGAGUAAAUUCUUCUGUAUUCAUAUACCUUCUUAAUUGCCAUUUCUCUCUCGUAGAGGUGAUCUACCAGUGAAGAUCCACAAUCCUAACUUAUUUAUGAAAUGAAACGAACGAUAUUCAAUUCCAGGUGGUGUGGGUUUCCACACUACAGUGUUAUUUUCAAAUACAUGUUUGCAAUGAAAAUGUAAAGGAGCUCAGAAUCUGUUGUAAUAGUCGAAGCCAGAGACUGCACUUUUUCUUGUUUUGUUGUUGUUGUUGGACUGGGUAAUCCAAAUGAUGCCAGUGUAAUGAUCUCAGGGCUGUUUAAGUACAGUGGCCGCUUAAACAGUGCACUAACUUUUGUUUUUGAACAUACUGAAAAAAUAUUUGAAGGUAUAAUGUGGAAAUA
Molecule: messenger RNA, 3863 nt
Organism: Sinocyclocheilus anshuiensis
Lineage: Eukaryota; Metazoa; Chordata; Actinopteri; Cypriniformes; Cyprinidae
Gene: ubn1
Product: ubinuclein 1
Exons: 18
Coding region: 467-3100 (877 amino acids)
Biological process (GO): chromatin organization
Cellular component (GO): nucleus
Source: RefSeq, a predicted model, not a curated record